Molecule: messenger RNA, 897 nt
Organism: Peronospora farinosa
Lineage: Eukaryota; Oomycota; Peronosporomycetes; Peronosporales; Peronosporaceae
Source: the annotation of a GenBank genome assembly
AUGAAGCGAGUUGGGCUGCUGCUGGGGCUGCUGGUGUUUGUGGUGUUUGUGGCUGGAGAAGAGGAUCCAUACAGAGUAUUGGGUGUCAAACGCUCGGCUACGGAGGCAGAGAUUAAAAAGGCGUAUCGAUUGCUGGCACUCAAGUGGCAUCCGGAUAAGAAUUUGGGGAAUCCACAGGCUGAAGAGCAAUUUAUGCGUAUUGGAGCGGCAUACGAUCGAUUGACGACUGUUCCAGUUGGUACAGGACAGGAACGACGUCAGAGACAAGAGCACCAGCACCAACGCUAUGAAAGGAACUAUCAUUAUCGUACUUAUCAGUAUCAGAUUCGAUGGGAUCUAUCGCAUUUGACGACGCCUUUUUUCCUCUUGAUUGGAAUUGCUGUGGUGGCGGGACUGUUGCAAUUGGGAACGAAAACGACGGAAGAAGGAGGAGAAGACACGGCGGAGAAGCAGAGAGAGAGUCCAUUGGGACAAGUAGCCAAGAUCGUUGCACCGUCAAGUUAUGAGCUGAAUGUGCUUUAUUUGACGGCGAAAGGACGACGGACGCUUGUUUUUUUACCGGCUGAGGAUCGACAUGGGUGUAGUGUACGAGAUCAAUUUAGCGUCAUCGAGAAGCUAGCAAUUGAGUUUCAACGCGACCCACUUACUUUUUGCUGGCUGGAUCUGAAGACACAACCUGCUGAUAAGUGCAUGCUAUGGGAACAGCAGUUUGGGACGAAGAUACCUGCUCCGUUUGUUGUUGCAUUGAGCUACAAAGGAAAGAAAAUAUCACUGCUGCCUCCGCGCAACAGCAGUAGCAAUGGUCGUCACGUCCUAGAGGAAGAUGUUCGCAAGUGGCUAUUGCGUCUAUUAGGUGGCGAGGUGGUCCAGAAGCCGACAGCCCAUGGUUUUAUGUGA